Molecule: messenger RNA, 1885 nt
Organism: Saccostrea cuccullata (small rock oyster)
Lineage: Eukaryota; Metazoa; Mollusca; Bivalvia; Ostreida; Ostreidae
Exons: 5
Coding region: 18-1100 (360 amino acids)
Source: RefSeq, a predicted model, not a curated record
AAUACAUUCAUGCCGUCAUGUCGAGUUCAUCCGAAGAAUCAAAAUCGUCGGAGUUAGGCAUUUCCAGUUCUGAAAGUACGGGUAGUUUAAGUCCACCAAGUUCUCUAGAAUCAAAAUCUCCCCCAAGAAGCACAUCUCAGUGGAAUAGUUCUUUUGUUGACACACUUGGGGUGCGACAGGUAGAAGAAGGCAUUUUUGAAAUUAUCACACAAAGAUGGCGUUUGGUAUGUUUAACUGAGGAUGAAGAACUGGAAGCCGAGAAGUGCCUUUCCUCUUGUGAUUUACAAUUAAGUUACUCCUCCUUGGAGACAGUGCCUGCUACAAACAUCUAUGAAAGCGGCUGGGUACUAAACCCCCAGCAGAUGGAAGAAAUUAAACGUUUUCCAUUGCUUAGCAAGUUUCUUGUGAAACUAGAUGACUUCAAUUUUGUGAUGGCAGAAAUAAUCGUUGGAAUUAAUUCAAAGUCAGGAAUAUCUGAAGGCAGAUAUGAGGCAUUAUUUGACAAGCUCUUGCAACUCUUUGGAUUAUAUACUUUGAACCACUCGUUUAUAAGUACUGAGAAAACUAUGAUCAGAGGGAGAAGUAUGUCUUCAAAAGCUGACAUAAUCGCUUAUUCCAAAGAGAGACAAAAAAAAAAUUCAGAGAGGAAAGUUGUUUUUAUUUGUGAGGUGAAAAAAGACCUGCAACAGGAAGAACCAGUUUCUUCCCCGCCUAGGAAGAAACUAAGAUCCAGCACACAUACACUGGAAGAACCUGAGUGUUCAUUCAUAGGGGAUCAAAAUCUGUGGAUGCAACAUAUCGGGGAACUUUUCGUUUACCUUGAUUCAUCCUUGAGCUCAAUGGGGACACUUGGCUUCACUAUUGAAAAGACUUGGGUACGAGUAACAUACCUUGAAGUGACUAAGUCUGCUUGGAGCAAAAUUAAAACCACCCCCGGUAAUAAAACUGGAUCUCUGAAAUAUGAGGAAGGGGAGCAGCCUAGAUUUUUCUACAGUAAACGAUACAAUUUUUUAAAUAGAGAAGAUCGUAAGGUCUUGUUCAAAGCACUCGUUCUCAUUAAGAUUAUGCAGGAGAGACGAGACAAAGAUGAUCAAAAAUAGAAUUGGAAAACUAAUCUAUAAAAAAAUUGAUGGAUGGUAAAGGAGCUACAGUUCCUUGUGUGAUAAAAGUACAAUUUACAGUACACAAAAUAUCUACAGGUACUCGUUUUGGACUGAUAAUUUUUUUUCACAAAUAAUUGCACAGAAUGUGAAAAUAAGGUGAAUCAUCCAAAACUAGCUCAAAUUUUUGUGCAAAGUAAAUUGCAAGUUUUUAACACAUAGAAACUAUAACUCCCAGGUUGUCUGAUUUUUUUUACCUGAAAUUAUAGACCUGCAGCUAGCUUAUAGAGCACAUUAUAAAGGUAAAUAAAUGUAUGUAUCUUGUAAUAUAGUUUUAGAUUUGACAAUUUUUUUUAUACUUGUUGAAAUUCAUGAAAGAGAAAUAUUGCAAUUUUUAUGCCCCCCUUUGAAGAAGGGAGGGCAUAUUGCUCUGCUGCUGUCUGUCGGUCAGUCGGUCUGUCGGUCCAUUUAGUUUCUGUUCAUUUUCUUCAAAACCAUUGCACAUACUGAAAUGAAAUUUGGUAUACAGGUAUAUCAGUUGAAUAUCUAGGUCAAGUUUUGUUUUGGGUAUAAUAGCACCAUGUUUUACAGAGUUAUGCCCCUUGGACUUAGAAAAAUUCCAAUUAUUUGCAGUUUCCGUUCAUUUUCUUUGGAGAGGUUGCACAUAUUGAAAUGGAAUUUAGUAUGCAGAUUAGUCAGAUGAAUAUCUUGGUCAAGCAAUGUUUUGGGUUUGAUCACACCAUUUUUGACAGAGUUAUGCCCUUUUGGACUUAGAAAAAUUCCAA